UACUUCAUCAUGUGGCUGUCUCCUUGUUCGCAGGGAAUUGCCAAUGUCCGAGCCUUGAGUUGACGCUGAGCCCGGCGACAAUCACCGAGGUCUCUCAUAUCUUCUACCACGGGUUCGCUUUCGUCCCGGUGCCCACCUCGGCCGCCGCAACAUUGCACCUGGCGCUGGGCUCGCAGGUGAUUCCGGGAACACCUCCACGUGUCGCCUUCAUCAAUGGGGCGGGCACCUGUCACGUUGUCCGUCCAGAAUGAGGACUGACAGUAUAGAAUUGUAUGCGUGUCCUACGUGUGUCCUACCUGGGUCAGUUCACCUCCGAGGCAGGGAUUGAACUGCAGUCAGAUGAAACGUAAAGGUGGGUGGCCAAAGGGAAAGAAGAGGCAACCUCAGAGAGAGUUAACUGCCCCAGAGUUCCAACAACAGGGACAGACGGGGAUCUUCAGCCAGUGAUGUAGACGAGGAUGAUGAUGAAGUUACACAGGGAAGGCUGUGUGGGGAGGAAGAGCAUCGCCUGAUUCUCCUCCACUUCCUCAUCCACUCUGAGUCGUGCCCUCUGAUUGUGUGGCAGGAGCACAAUGUCAUCGACCACACCCACCUCAGCCCCGCCUUCCAAGAAGACGCGUGGGAAGGAGAGGACGGAGGUCAUGGGUGACUUGCCGCAGACGGCCAAUGAGGAGCUGAGGAGCAAGCUGAUGGAUUUCCAGAUAGAACUGCAGCAGGAGAAGGGCAAGGUCUCUAAGCUGAGAGAGCGUCUCCAGGAGCAGAGGCAAGCCAGGGAGCUGGAACAACACAAACACACGGUGGUCCUCACCGACCUCCGCGCCAAACUGCACGAGGAGAAGCUCCGCGAGCUGGCUGCCGGUCGGGAGUCGUUGGCACGGCAACACGAGUUGGAGCUGUCACGUACCAUUAAGAUCCGCGAUGGGGAGGUGCAGCGGCUCCAGGGGCUGGUCCAUGCGCUAAGGGACGGGGCGGCUGACAAACUGAAGAGCGCCCUGCUAGGAGAGGCCCGGGAGGAGGCCAGGAGGGCCUUCGAUGGGGAGAGACUCAAACUGCAGCAGGAGGUCAUGAAGCAGGAGACGGCACGGAAGCAGGUUGAGGAGGCUCUGGCUAACGCACUGCAGGCAGACAAGGCCAAAGCAGCCGACCUCCGAACAGCCUACCAGCAGCACCAGGAUGAGAUCAACCGCAUCAAGAGAGACUGCGAGAGAGACAUCCGAAGGGUGAUGGAUGAGCUGAAGGGGAAGGACCGUGUGGUGUCUGCGUUGGAGAGGGAGCUGGGGGUGCAGGCAGGCUAUGCCCAGAAGCUCCAGCUGCAAAAGGAGGCUCUGGAUGAGCAGCUGGGCCAAGUCAGGGAGGCAGAGAGGCACCACGGCAGCCCCAAGAGAGAGGUGGUCCCUACCCUGGGGGAUACCCAGGACUAUAUCAACAACCAGGAGGUUGAAGAUCUUCGGGAUGCGAGGAGGUUCCAGCUGAAGAUAGCUGAGCUCCACUCUGUUACCAGGAAGCUGGAGGACAGGAACGCACUGCUGGCAGACGAGAGGAACGAACUGUUGAAGAGGGUGCGCGAGGCAGAGAGUCAGAUGAAGCCCCUGUUAGAUAAGUAUAAGAGGACGUCGAAGAAGAACGAUGACCUCCUGCAGACUCUGCAGCGCAUGGAGGAGAAACUCAAGAACCUCAGCAGAGAGAACGCGGAGAUGAAGGAGAAGGCGCACUCUCGUUCCCAGCAGCCCCAGCAGCUGAAGAGGCCUACCUCCCUGACAGACCUAAGCCACUCCCACGAGGAACAGGAAGUGGAGUUCCUCAAGCUGCAGGUUGCCGAGCAACGAGGCAUCAUCGACGAACUCACGCAGGAACGUGACAGACUGAUGCUCUGCAAAAAUAACCGAAGAAAAACCCUCAAGCUACCACCUAAAAGGCAUGUUGUGGAGACGUAUUUUGGAUUUGACGAGGAGUCUGUGGACUCUGAAACGUCCUCUCUGACCUCUUACAUCACUGACCUCACAGACCGUACCCCCGCUACACCCGAGGAGGACCUGGAAGACGGUGUAUCUCGUGAAGAGGCAGAACUGAGGUUCAGACAGCUGACCAGAGAGUACCAGGCUCUCCAGCGGGCCUACGCCCUCCUGCAGGAACAGGCUGGGGGGUCGCACGACGCUGAGAGAGAAGCCAGGAACCGUGAGCAGUUGCAGGCGGAUCUAAUAGGCUGCCAGGCAAAGAUUGGCGACCUGGAGAAGGCAUUAGCCGAGAGGGGGCAGGACUCUAAGUGGGUGGAUGAGAAGCAGUACCUCAUCAGGGCCAAUCAGGAACUCCACGAAAAGAUGUGUGUAUUACAGCAGGCUGAGUCGAAGCUGCAGGCAGAGGUGCAGGACGCGAGGGACCAGAAUGAGCUGCUGGAAUUCAGGGUGCUAGAGCUGGAAGAGAGGGAACGCAGGUCUCCAGCCAUGGGCUUCCACAUGUCCACCUUCCCAGAGAACACCAACAGCGCUCUGCAGAUAUAUUGCCAUCAGGAGGGCAUCAAGGACGUGGUCAUUCCAGAUCUCAUGAAGAAGCUGGAUAUCUUGGGAGAUAAUGGGAACUUGCGUAACGAGGAGCAGGUUGUGGUCAUUCAGGCGGGGACGGUUCUCUCAAUGUGUGAGAAGUGGUUAAAGCAGAUAGACAGCACAGAGGCAGCCCUGACCCAGAAGAUGAUCGACCUGGAGAAUGAGAAGGACCUGUUCAGUAAGCAGAAGGGCUUCCUGGAGGAGGAGCUGGACUACAGGAAGCAGGCCCUGGAUCAGGCCUACAUGAGGAUCGCGGAGCUGGAGGCUACGCUGUAUAACGCUCUGCAGCAGGAGCCCGGGGGGCGUGCGGUGGCAGAGUCUCUGUCCGACAGGCAGAGGGAGGAGCUGGGGCUAGCCGUGGACAAACUGCGGAGGCAGAUACUCAGGCAGAGUCGCCAGUAUGACAGUCAGAUCUUACAGGAGCGCAUGGAGCUCCUACAGCAGGCCCAGCAGAGAAUAAGGCAGUUGGAAGACAUGAUUGAGAUGCAAAAGAGACAAGUAAAGGAAAUAGAAGAAAAGUUUUUGUUCCUCUUUUUGUUUUUCUCUCUAGCUUUUAUUCUUUGGCCUUAAUGACACUGACAUGGACCGACAACAGGUGCUAAGGCGCUCAGGUGGAGAGUGAGGAAGAGAAACACAACAUAUUUGUUUUUUUUCAUCCAUUUUUAGAUGGUUCACAAACCUUAUGGCCUUUUUUGAUACACGUGCACUUUUGUGGAAGACACUUACCUGGAAUGCAAAACAAAACCAUGACUUUGAAAAGUGAACAAACAUCAGAGACUUGUAAAGAGAUAUAUCAGAGUUUUUUUUUAAUAACGGAAAUGUCCCCUACCAUUUCUGGAAGUGGAACAUUUAGCCAAACUCUAAUGUGAGUUCUAAAAAGCAUAAACAUUGUAACUGGAACACUGAAGCAGGUCAAUAAAGAAACAGAGAAACUGAGAUGGAGACAGUGCCUCAGGUGGAUUUAGAGCCAGACAACGAAAGAGUGCAAUCGUAGAGGUGGGAGGAAAAGGAGGAGAAAGAGUUGAUUAUAAAAAAGCAGGGCGAUUUUCUAACAGACUAGUCAAGUCCUGGGCAUUCCCAGAAAGCUCAGUGCAGGAGGGUCUCCAUGGAAACGGUUGGCGAAACGGCUGUCAUGGCCAAGUUCAAUGAACAAGAAGUGAAAGCUCUGUACUCCGGAGUAGAGGGACACCAGAGGACUACGGGGACAGAAUGUGUCACCGGUCUGUGAAACACAACAAAGAAUCCUCAAUAGCUGUGUUGUGCAGUUCUGUGCAGCUGGCACCCCAGACCUCCAGGUUCCCGACCCAUAGAGUGAAGCUUCUAGAGCACAGCCUGAGAGACAACGUCAGCUCCUUUACUGAGUCUGAGAGCUUGCUGCACAGCAGAGAGUUGGAGGUGCCAGAGCAGAGCCUGCAACAGAAGGUGGAGGACCUCACAGCACACUCAGUCCUCCACUGUCCCAGCAUGCAGCGACGCCAGAGGCUGGACGAGCGGCUCCACGCGCUCAGGGAGGAGGUGCGCUUCAUGUACCAGGAGAAGGAGCAUAGGAAUCGUGUGUGUGGAGGGAGAGGCUACAGUGCUGCCAGGCCCAGCUCCGGGCUAAAGAGGAGGAGAUGGGUCGCCAGUCUCAGUACUUUGAGCACUUUAAGAGCCAGCUGCAGCUAAAGUUCGGCCUGGCCAGAGACGAGGAGCAGGGCCUGCAGACCAGAGUCCACCAGCUGGAGAGACAUGUUCUGGAGAUGUCUGUAUCUUCAUCCACCAACGUAGCCACUGUCAACGCAGCUAGCGUCAACUACCCUGUCAUGGUGCCAACGGAGGACAGAGUCCGAAAGACUGGCCCACCCAAGGGAGGAAAGAGAGGAGGAGGAUGGGGAUGGUGAGGAGGAAAAUACACAGUGGAGACGCUACGGACAGCAUCUCUAGCAGAAGCAGGGAGCGGAUGAAAUAGAAAUAGAGGAAGAAAGAGAGGAGGAGAGAGAGAGCGUGAGGGAGCGUGGGGUGAGGACAGACAGAGGGCCUCCAGGAGGACCUCAGGGGGCUGUUGGAGAAGGAGGAGCAGGGGCUGGAGGAGCAGAGGGGGCUGUUGGAACAGCUGCAGGAAGCACAGCAAAAUGACCAUUUCCUGUCAUGGAGGAAAUGAGGACGGUGGUCCACAGGCUCAAGCUGAAUGAGAGCUCCAUGACGGUGGAGGAACUGCAGGAGGAGAACCAGAGACUGUGUAAGAGGCUCAGCCACACCCUGAGACAGAUCAACCACAGCCCGGGCUCUACUGACCUCCGUCUCUACCCCCAGCCCUAGCUCUGGUGCCAGUCCAGGGACUCCAGCCUGGCUACCGGCCUGCCAAACACCCCUGCCCUGGCUCAACCAGUCCCCUGCCACGUAAACAAUACUGACCCGGUGAAGCUGACCCUGGGCCAGUCAUCAUUAAACACACCUCCCUGUGCUCACCACCGUGGAGCAGCAGAAGCCUCCGCUCUGCCUCUACCCCAGCCGAACUUCCUGAACCUCUCAGGCCACCGUAGCCAGAACCCCGGCAACAUACAGUUGAAGUUGGAAGUUUACAUACACCUUAGCCAAAUACAUUCAAACUCAGUUUUUCACAAUUCCUGACAUCUAAUCCUAGUAAAAAUGUCUUAGGUCAGUUAGGAUCACUACUUAAUUUAAAAAAUAUGAAAUGUCAGAAUAAUAGUAGAGAGAAUUAUUUAUUUCAGCUUCUGAGGCGGAGCAGGGCUGCUAGCUAGGAAGGAAAAGCAUGCCAGGAAAUGCCCAGGAAAACAGGGUGCCAAUUCAUAACCUAAUUCCCCAGGUUAGCAGAAAGCUUACCACAACUCCAACCCAGAAUAAUACUACCCUAGUCUUAGCCGAUAAUGACCUAACCCUGUAUGCCUUAGCCCAGGAUGACCUAGCUCUAGCCUUGAACCAGGAGAACCAGGCACAGGGCAGGCGUAUCAAGGAGCUCCUGCCCCACAUAGAGAGCCGGGAUAGUGAGAGGAAGCUAGAGAGGGAGAGCUCCAGGCAGGAGAACCAGGAGCAGGGAGGUCUUAUAACCGAGCUAACCAGGAAGACAGGAUGACCUCAACACUAUCAUGGAGCUGCAGCAGAGACUGACUGAGAGCGGUCAGCUAGGCCUACAACAGGGUGACCAUGGUUUGACCACUGAGUCAGAGUGUGGUCAAAAGGGUGAGCAUACGGUCGGGUCAGUGUUCGCUCAACAGGGUCAACCCCCGGUAGGGUUCGUGACCAGUCUACAAGGUGAUCACACGCCAGGGUCGGUGAAUAGUGGUGAACUACAGGUUGACCAUACGACCGAGUCAGUUAGGGAUCAAAAGGACGACCAUUUGACCACAGAGUUAGGGUCCAGGCUUAGAGAGGAGAGGGACGAGCUAAUUGGGUCUCUCAGUGAUCUCAAAGAGGAAAGGGAACAGGUUUCCCUCUCACUCAGGUGUCAGACAGGGAAACACCAGCUAACACGCUCCGUGUGGGUUCUGAAAGAAGAACGCGACCGGGUCAAUCAGGAACUCUGCGGUUUAAAAUAAGAGAAAGAACAGCUUACAAGGUCUGAAAGAUGACAGACAAGGUAGUAUGGGCAAUGUGUGGUUUAAAAGAGGAGAGUGACCAGCUAGUUCCGUCAAGGUCUGGACUCCAGGAGGAGAGAUACCAGCUAGUUCAGUCAAUGUCUGGUUUCUACAAGGAGAGACACCAGCUAGUUCAGUCAAUGUCUGGUUUCCAGGAGGAGAGACAAGCUCUCGCAGUCUCUCUUCAGUCAAGAAGAUGAGAGACCAACUAAACGAGUCACUCCACAAUCUAGAAGAAGAGAGACCAGUUGAUGCAAUCAAUGUGUGGUUUAAAGGGACAGAGAGACUAGCUAACACAGACACUCAGCCUUCUAGAGCAGGAGAGAGACAAAUUGUCAUCUCUCUGCCUUCAAACAGAAGACCGAGACCCGGUCAAGCAGUUUAAAGAAGAGCGAGAGCAGUUGGUUCAGUCAAUGGAUGUUCUGUGCGAACAGAGAGAGCAUCUCACAGCGGAGAGAGACCAGUUGCAGAUGGACGUCGCUCCUUUACGGAAUCAGCUGCUGUCACAGGGGCGGAGUCACAACCAGCAGUACUCUGAGAACCACGUUGGCAUGGCAACACACAUAGACGGUGUGUUUACAGAGAGAGGGGCCGCUGCGCCAA
This is a messenger RNA of Salvelinus fontinalis (brook trout), 6718 nucleotides long. RefSeq names its product janus kinase and microtubule-interacting protein 1-like. The transcript is spliced from 29 exons. Lineage: Eukaryota; Metazoa; Chordata; Actinopteri; Salmoniformes; Salmonidae. Gene Ontology annotation, molecular function: kinase binding; GABA receptor binding; microtubule binding. The record is from RefSeq and is a predicted model, not a curated record. Bases 573 to 3110 code for a protein of 845 amino acids.